AUUAGGGUUCCUGGUGGUGUUACUGUCACGAUUGGCAAUUUGAAUUGGUUUGUUAUGAGUUAUAUUGCUGCCUGCUACCUAAUUGUAACGAAUUGUGGAGUUUUAUUAAUGAAAAUUUGGUACAUUGAAAUUACAAGCUCAUGUUCUGUAUUUGGGACUUGUUUGUGUUUUGGCGGUUGAAUUUAGGGCCGGGGUGAUUUGGAGCAAGUUUGAGGCAUUGAGUGAUUGUGUUGCAAAGGGGCUUUCGAGAAGAGUAUUUGCGACAUUGUCGAUGAAUUGACGGCAAAGAUUCUGUUUUAGUCUGUUGAUUGUAUUGUAUAUGGGAGAUUAGGCUGUUCGAAUGCUGUUGAUUUUGUAUGUCACUAAUACAGUCUAAUUUUAUGUCCUGAUAGAUUUGUGGUAUAGGACAGUGACUGCUGAGUGGUUUUUGUAGAGGAUGGUUUGUUACUAUUGUUGUCGCUGUUGUGUUAUUUUACCUUGGUGAAGAAUUCAAAACAUAGUCAUUAGACAAGAAGAACUGAAGUUUGUUGGAUGGGUAAUAAACUCGGGAGGAGGAGACAAGUGGUAGAUGAAAAAUUUACAAGGCCGCAAGGGUUGUACAAUCAUAAAGAUGUGGAUCAUAAGAAGCUGCGGAAGCUAAUCCUCGAAUCAAAGCUUGCACCUUGCUAUCCUGGAGAUGAAGAAAGCGCCUAUGAUCGUGAAGAGUGCCCAAUUUGCUUUCUGUACUAUCCAAGUCUAAAUCGAUCAAGAUGUUGCACAAAGAGCAUAUGUACAGAGUGCUUUUUGCAGAUGAAAGUUCCAAAUUCAACUCGGCCUACACAAUGUCCCUUCUGUAAAACGGCAAAUUAUGCUGUGGAGUAUCGUGGUGUGAAAUCUAAAGAAGAGAAGGGAUUGGAACAGAUUGAAGAGCAACGUGUUAUAGAAGCAAAAAUAAGGAUGCGGCAGCAGGAACUCCAGGAUGAAGAAGAAAGAGUGCACAAAAGACUAGAGAUAAGCUCUGCAAGUGCGAAUGUGGAAGUUGCAGAUGUUGAAUACAGUUCAAAUGCAGGGGCUACAUCUUCAGUUUCUGUUGUUGAACGUGAUGAAAUUGUUUCUUCUCAAGACUCUUGUGCCACGCCAGUGGUUAGAUCUCAUGCAGCUGUGAGGACCAAUAGAGAGGAUGAAUUUGACGUUGAUCUUGAGGACAUUAUGGUCAUGGAAGCAAUCUGGCUUUCCAUUCAGGAGAAUGGCAGGCAGAGAGAUUUAUCUUUUGCUGAUGCUAGUUCUGGCCACUUUGCGGCCAAUGAUCGCUAUGCUUCAUCUGUCACGGUUCCUCAGACAGGAUCUUCUUCAUCGCCCUCUGGGGGCCUUGCCUGUGCCAUUGCAGCUCUUGCUGAGCGUCAGCAAAUGGCUGGAGAAACAUCUAUGAGUUCCACCAAUGAAAGUAUGCCCUCAUUCAAUAUGCUACAGGGUUCCAGAAGGUUUUACAACAGGCUUGGUAGAGAUGUGGUUAGUUAUCCACCUACAGACAACCACAAUGAUGUACCACCCGAUGAUGAUGGCGCGAUGACUAGGGGUCAUAGUGAAUGGGACAUAGACCAUGGGCCACAGGUGGUUGAAACAGCAACUAGUUAUGCAAACUCUGUUGCAGCAGAAGAUCGCGGUGAACUAUCUUUACCACGGUCUGAUGACAUUGAUGGCAGCCUUCAAAAUGCCACUGCCACAGACCCCAUUGUUCCUGAGAGUUAUGAGGAGCAGAUGAUGCUAGCUAUGGCUGUCUCUUUAGCUGAAGCUCGAGCCAUGUCAAGUGGACACAGUGCUUCUUGGCAGUAGUUUUCGGUUGAGGGGCUGGUUUUAUCUUCUUAAAUAGGUGAAGCUUGCCUUGGCUGUUUGACUAGCCAAGUCCUGAGUUGGGAGUCUGAGCAAAAUUCACAUGUGUGCAAUUUAUUCAAAGAUCAGGUAGUGAUUCUCUUCUUACACGAAUUUAUAUAUAUAGAUGUCAAAGGAAAACAUGAUUCAAGUUAGUGAAAGGUUGUUGCUUAAUGCCAUUUUUACUCAUGUUUGUGUC
Molecule: messenger RNA, 2047 nt
Organism: Lotus japonicus
Lineage: Eukaryota; Viridiplantae; Streptophyta; Magnoliopsida; Fabales; Fabaceae
Product: E3 ubiquitin-protein ligase DA2L-like
Exons: 9
Coding region: 532-1812 (426 amino acids)
Cellular component (GO): cytoplasm
Source: RefSeq, a predicted model, not a curated record